AUGUUCAGAUUACCUAGUAUUUUGUUUCUUUGUUGUUUUAUUGGAUUUGUUGGAUCUUUGAAAUGUUAUUUGGGAUAUUCAAUUAUGAAAGGUUAGUAAUUCCCUUUUAAACCCCCGCGAAUUGUUUGCACGCCAAACGCGCCUUCAAGGUGAAGACUGACGCGUUUGAGCGUGGGAACGAGCCAUUGUUUGUUCUUUUUGUUGUUUUUCAGACAAGUUCUGAGUUUUAAGCUUGUUACUGUUUCUUUCACAAGUUCUACGGUGUGAACUUGUGAUUAGGUGAUAAUCCCCGUUGUAAAUUGUUGAUUCCGGAAUCGGAAUCCUUUUGCUAUUGUUAUUUUAUUUAAAAUCACUCAAUAAAUUAUUGUUUGAAACUUGUUGUUCAUUUUUGCACAUUUUAAGUGGCAAUUCCACUUAGAAUUCCUAUAUUUUCUGGACCCUUAUCGAGACUUGAAAUAAGUCGACAAGGGCAACCAUUACUGGUUUGAGAAUUCUGAAUUAAAAAUCUGAGAUCGAAAUUCUGGCGCCAAAAAUCUACAGUAAUCUUUAGAAGAAACGUGAAAUAUUGAAAUUUGAAUUUUUUCGGAAAAUUUUAAUUUUUGAAUUUAGCUCUACAAAAUUAUUUUAAAAAUAGACCAAAAAUUAGCGCCUCAGUUUUUCAAAAUUCCAGAUUACUGUAGUUUUAAAACACUUUUGAAAAAAAAAUUAGCGCCGAAAAUCCCAGAUUACUGUAGUUUUCGAGCUCAAAGUCUAGCUGAUAACAAAGAUCCAGAAUAAAUUACAGUAAUACUUUCUUGAUAGAUUACUGUAGGUAUUACAGUAACCCAAGUAUAUUUCAGGUAGCACAGUUGGAACUGAAACAAAAGAAUGCGAAAAAAGAAACCGAUUAUUGUUAUAAUGGAACCGCCGACGUUUCCUCAUUCAGCACACUUCAAAAAGCCGGUUGUAACACGGUGAUUUGCCAGUUCAACCCCAAUAAAUGUUUCGAGCAAAGUUAUCAGGGACAAAAAGUGACUUUUUGUUGUUGUAACACUGAAGAUUUAUGUAAUGGUGGAGCAAUUACGGUGAGUUUUUUGAGGAAAAAAAGUUUCGCGGGCGAUAGGAUUCGAACUGUGGUCUCAUGCACGGCAGUCAAAAAUGAUACCAUCUCGGCCAUAUCUCUCUAGAGAUCUUUUUCACACUGCGAAAAUGUUGGUGGGAAGGAAGCAAGUGAUUUUUGCAGGAAUCCGGCUCUUUGGUCGAUCGAGGAUUGUCAGUUUUGAAAGGACUUGUUGGAGUUGGCAAGAAGAAAUAA
This is a messenger RNA of Caenorhabditis angaria, 1294 nucleotides long. The record is from the annotation of a GenBank genome assembly. NCBI's taxonomy places the organism in Eukaryota, Metazoa, Nematoda, Chromadorea, Rhabditida, Rhabditidae.